AUGUUGACGGGUUUCCUCGAGACGUUCGGUCAGCUUUCCCGCAAGGAAUGCAUUCUUUUCUGGACUCCAAAAAUUCAGCCAUCUGUAACAGUUUUACAUACGAUCCCAGUGUCAGACCAACCAAACCUUCUCGAAAGAUCCUUCGGGCAUCCCGAUAGCCUCACCGAUUCCAGUCACAACUACUCCAGGGCUCACAGAGUUGACACGAACUCCGUGGUCAAUGAGAUCAAUGGCUGUGCUUCUGGUGAAUUGAUCAAGAGCGGAUUUGGUCAUUGCGUAGUACAUAGCGCCAGUCAUCUGAAAGUUAAAUUACUUGCAAACGGGCAGAAACAUCCUGAAACGGACAAAUACCGGGUCAAGUCAUAG
Messenger RNA from Caenorhabditis briggsae, 366 nucleotides. NCBI's taxonomy places the organism in Eukaryota, Metazoa, Nematoda, Chromadorea, Rhabditida, Rhabditidae. Bases 1 to 366 code for a protein of 121 amino acids. The transcript has 2 exons. The record is from RefSeq and is a predicted model, not a curated record.